Messenger RNA from Eurypyga helias (sunbittern), 914 nucleotides. Its product is annotated as cysteine--tRNA ligase, cytoplasmic-like. The record is from RefSeq and is a predicted model, not a curated record. Gene Ontology annotation, cellular component: cytoplasm. NCBI's taxonomy places the organism in Eukaryota, Metazoa, Chordata, Aves, Eurypygiformes, Eurypygidae. Gene Ontology annotation, molecular function: ATP binding; cysteine-tRNA ligase activity. Gene Ontology annotation, biological process: cysteinyl-tRNA aminoacylation. The annotation marks the transcript as partial. The transcript is spliced from 7 exons.
CUUCCAGCUACAGUUUUAUUCUGAGCAUUAGUGAAGAGGAAGCCAGGGUGAAGGCUUUGAACGAGUACCUGAGCACUCGUAGUUAUAUCCAGGGGUUCACAUUUUCACAUGCAGAUGUGGAGGUAUUCAAAAAGUUUUCGGGGCCACCUGUGGACCAGUAUAUCCAUGUUGUCCGGUGGUACAGACACAUAGAAGCAAUCUAUGAUGGCAGCAGUGAAAAAAAUGAGCCUUGUAAACUUCAAACAAGUAAAGGCAAGCGUGUGCAGCCCCCCUGGUCUCCCCCAGAAGGGACAAAACAUUCUAGGCUCUGCCUCUACAACAGUCUGACUCGCAAUAAGGAAAUCUUUCAGCCUCAGAAUGGAAAAAAGGUCCUGUGGUAUUGCUGUGGUCCAACAGUUUAUGAUGCAUCGCACAUGGGACAUGCCAGGUCAUACAUCUCAUUUGAUAUCCUGAGAAGAAUCUUGAGGGAUUAUUUUAAAUAUGAUGUUUUCUAUUGUAUGAAUAUUACAGAUAUUGAUGAUAAGAUCAUCAAGAGAGCAAGACAAAAUUACCUUUUUGAACGAUAUAGGGAGAACAAAUCAGCACCAGCUCAGCUACUUGAAGAUGUUAAAACUGCCUCAGAGCUCUUUUCAAUUAAAUUAAAUGAGACAACAGACCCAGAUAAAAAGCAAAUGUUGGAAAGAAUUCAGGAUGCAGUGAAGUCUGCUUUUGGCCCUCUGCAAGAAGCUGUGCAAGCCAAACUCCCUGCAGAAGACAUCAACAGAUGUCAUGAGAUACUGUUGGAAGAAGCCAAGGAUUUGCUGUCUGACUGGUUAGACACAAGAUUUGGCAGUCAGGUGACUGACAAUUCCAUAUUCUCAAAGCUUCCCAAAUUCUGGGAAGGGGAAUUUCAUAAAGAUAUGGAAGCACUCAAC